AUGAAGGGUGCGGAGACUACUCAAUCAGAUGACUUGAUACGUGGUAAGUGCUUCAUGCAUGGAACUCCUUUGAAUGUGUUGUAUGACUCUAGUGCAACCCACUCUUUUAUUUCUGAUUCUUGUGUGAAACAAUUAGAUUUACCCACCUCCCUGAUGAAAUGUGAUAUUCUUGUUUCUACUCCUACCAAUAGUCCUAUAACUGCAAACCACAUUUGCUUGAAUUGCCCACUUCACAUUGACGGCCAAGUUUUCCUUGUCAAUUUCAUCUGUUUGCCUCUUUUUGAAAUAGAUAUUAGUUUAGGAAUGAAUUGGCUUUCAAUCAACCAUGUUUUAAUAGAUUGUCAAAAAAGAACCUUAAUCCUCAACCCUCCAAAUGACAAUGAGGUUGAGGGUAGAAAUCUAGAUGACUCGGAGAUCUCAAUUGUGAGUGUGACCAAGAAGGAUGUAAUUCAGAUGUUCAUGAUUCUCGCCUCUGAAAAUAACAAGGACAACCCUUCUCUGGAUAAAUUGCCAGUUGUUUGUUGUUUUCCUAACAUAUUUCCAGAUGAUAUUUUAGGAUUGCCUCCUAUAAGAGAAAUUGAAUUCUCUAUAGAUCUGAUGCCUGACACUGGUCCUAUCUUUAUGGCACCUUAUAGAAUGUCUCCUAUCAAACUUGUCGAGUUAAAGAAGCAAUUGGAGGAAUUAUUGUCAAAAUAA
This is a messenger RNA of Abrus precatorius (Indian licorice), 696 nucleotides long. RefSeq lists its product as uncharacterized. The coding region runs from base 1 to 696 and encodes 231 amino acids. The record is from RefSeq and is a predicted model, not a curated record. The transcript has a single exon. NCBI's taxonomy places the organism in Eukaryota, Viridiplantae, Streptophyta, Magnoliopsida, Fabales, Fabaceae.